Oncorhynchus tshawytscha (Chinook salmon) is the source of this 1321-nucleotide messenger RNA. RefSeq names its product EMILIN-2-like. Bases 1 to 738 code for a protein of 245 amino acids. Gene Ontology annotation, molecular function: protein binding. The record is from RefSeq and is a predicted model, not a curated record. Lineage: Eukaryota; Metazoa; Chordata; Actinopteri; Salmoniformes; Salmonidae. The transcript has 4 exons.
AUGGUACCCCGCCAGCCCAGCCCCCCCUCUAACCCUCCCAGUCAGCCGCGUCGGGUCCUGGAGGUGGGAGAGGCUGGUCCACCAGGCUACAUGAGGAGGGUAACAGUCAGGAGAGGAUCAGAUGACUCAUCCUCCACACCUGUUAAAGGAUUCGCUGGAGCACCAGGAUACAACCCUCCCGAGAAGCCAUUCUCCUUCAACAAACAUGAGACGAUCCCAGUAGCUGCCAAGGUCCCCUGGAACCCAGCUUCACAGACCCCACUAGUCACACCAGUGUCUUCAGACAGUAGUUUCCUGGCAGACCCCUUCUCCUUCUCUGCUGGCCUGACCACUCAGUUCUCUGGGGAGUUUGGAACCAUCCUCUUCAACAAGGUGCUGGUCAACGAUGGAGGACAUUACAACUCUCACACAGGUAUCUUCACGAUACCGAUGGAAGGGCGUUACCUGAUCUCAGGAGUUCUGAUGGCUCGGCAGGGGAAGGGACUGGAGGCUGUUUUGUCUGUCUCCAACCGUAGUGUCCAUAGGCUGAUGAGCUCCACGUCUGGAGCAGGGACAGUGGCCCAGGACAGUUGUCCCUGUGGAGGCUCUGUCUCGUUCAGCCUGAUCCUGUCUCUGAGGCAAGGGGACCACGUAGCUCUGGUCCGGACCGCAGGGCAGCUGGCCACCACAGAGUCCAGAGACAUCCUAUCAACAUUCAGCGCCAUCUUCCUCUAUGCCCCGCAGCCAAUCACCAGAUAGUUACCAAUGGGCCAACCAAUCACACAGCAAGGACUUGGUCAUGUACAUUCCACAACCAAUCAGAAAGCAGGAAUACAUUUAAACAGACACCAGAAAUCCAAUCACCUGCAACCCUGCAGUUGUUCAGAAUAAUGAUUUGUAUCAUAGAUAUUCACCAUGUAAAAAGUCAUUCUGCAACCCUGCAGUUGUUCAGAAUAAUGAUUUGUAUCAUAGAUAUAGAUAUUCACCAUGUAAAAAGUCAUUCUAUGCUCGCCUUUUUACUGAACAAUUAUGCCAAAGAUAUAAAAAAAAUAUUAAGUGUUAAUUCAUGUAUUUGACAAUAAAGAUGUUUUUUUUCUACCUUUUUGUUUUAAAACAUUUUCCUAAAUUAACAUUUAGACAAUUAUAUAUGUACUUUUUUUUCUUUAAAUAAAUGUCAGAGGGAAGAGACCACCAAAUAGUUUAUUCAGUAUUCCAUACCACAUCCUGUUUAGAUUAAUCUGUUUUACAGGUUAUUCCUUACCAAAACACUGUUACCAUUAGUAAAACAGUAGGGUUGAUUCAUUCCUUCACGUAUGUUGUCAAUAAACCCAUUUGAAGAUUU